CACCAAGGAAAGUUCCACUGCAUAAACAAAAACAGGGUGAAUUAAAAGUCUAAAACGCGAACUUUUUCGGUUAAUUGGGAGCUUGUUUCGACGCCGGAAUAUUUAAUUGCUUUUAAAAACGUGUUUGGUAAUGCUUGUUUUACAAAAAGAUAAAGAAAAUGAGACGACGGCUUGUUUUCUCCUGUGAGACGAACGCAGCAGAAACUGCACAGAGAGAGAGGCGCCUUUUCUGAGCUCAUGUUGUCAGGCAAAAAGUAGUAGCCGUCACGUUCAGUAGGCCGACACUGUUUUUAGCCCAAAUAAGCAUUCAUUUCAGAUCAGUAUCAAACCACGUUAACAUAUAUCCAUUCCGUUAAGCUGAAUACAACAUGGCUACUAAAAAGAAGCAAACGCCCAAUUUACAAAAUGAUAGUUGGGUUGUCAUUGCUGCAGACUCUGUCAUCGACACACAGAAGAACGACAGUGACCCAGCUUUUGUGAGACUGAGGAAUCCCUCAACAGAUGCAGCAUCUCUGUAUAUGCUGAGUAGUGGUGAUGUACAGCUGUUUGAGGUCAAAGCAUUUGAAGAGGAUUUCCACUCCUGGUUUGUUGGCCAAACUGUACAGAGAGAUGGAAGACUUCUCUUUGUAACACCAAUGGAUCCUCUCUAUCUCAUUUUGCCCUAUUUGAUGAAAUCUGACAAAGAGGGGAAGUUCCAGCCUGUGGAUCAAGUUGUGAUGGAUGAGGAAUUCCCAGCUUGCUCAAAGCUGCUGAGCUGCACACGUUCCCUAGCCUUCCUGCACCACAUUGCCGAGGAAAAAGAGGUGGGAAAACUGAAGUUCCAUCGAUACAAUCAAGAGAAGACAAUGAAUUGGUUGAAGAAAAAGGUGGAGAGGACAGUCACUACGCUCAAGGCAAGAAGUAUCUCUGUGGGAGAAGGAGUCAAAUCCAUAACAUACAUCAGGGUAAAGUCAGAGUCGGACUACCAUGAGGAGGACUACCUACGCUAUGCUCAUGGCCUGAUAUCCCAGUACCUCAGUGAAGACCUGAGCAAAGCCCUGCUCGACCACUUGCAGUUACCAGAGCUCACAAGCCCAAAGGAGACGGAACCUCCUUCCAAGAAGCGGAAACUUUCAGACAAACCGGUGGAGGCCGGGGAGGACUACACCAAAUUCAACAGUGCAGACUUUGUGCGGAAACCGUCCAAGAAGAUGACUGCAGCUCAGAAAUCGCUGGCUAAGGUGGACAAGACUGGCAUGAAGACUAUGUCCUCCUUCUUCAGCCCCAAGGCCAAAGCAGAAAAGAAAUGAAUGUUGUAUAGUUUGUGGUUUUGUAUAUGAAACAUUUGUAAUAAAGAAAAUGUAUUUGACAAAUGA
This is a messenger RNA of Perca fluviatilis (European perch), 1355 nucleotides long. RefSeq names its product ribonuclease H2, subunit B (gene rnaseh2b). Gene Ontology annotation, cellular component: ribonuclease H2 complex; nucleoplasm. The transcript is spliced from 11 exons. Lineage: Eukaryota; Metazoa; Chordata; Actinopteri; Perciformes; Percidae. The record is from RefSeq and is a predicted model, not a curated record. Bases 369 to 1289 code for a protein of 306 amino acids. Gene Ontology annotation, biological process: ribonucleotide metabolic process; RNA catabolic process.